UUUUGAGGUAGAUUUCCGUUUUAAACUUUGUCAUGAAAAAAGAAACUUUACAAACCCAAGUUGCUACUAGAGGGUUUUUCCUGGAUCAGACAGGUGUUAACUCUGCAUAAUACCAUGUUCUGACUCAGUCUAACCAUGGCACAUGUUAUUAUCAAUUUGUAAGUAGCAAGUAAUGGAGGAUUUCCUAUAAUUGCAGGUUUCCAAGCAACACAUCUAUACCCUGGGCCACCAAUGUACUGCUGUGCAAUGGGAAAUGUUUGUCCACCUGGGAUAUGCAGGUGACAUAUGGUUCCCGGAUCCCACCCCCUUUCUGUUCAAAGGUUAUUGGUGAACUGAACGGAAACAAUAUAGAGGAUGUCAUUGCUCAGGGUAACUGCAAACUUGCCAGCAUGCCAGUUGGUGGAGCUGUAGCAGUCUCAGCUGGACCAGGUUCUGCUGCUCCUGCUGCUGCUGAGGAGAAGGAGGAAUCUGACAACGACAUGGAAUGUGGCCUAUUUGACUAAACUUUUGCUACAGAAGCU
Molecule: messenger RNA, 521 nt
Organism: Trachemys scripta elegans
Lineage: Eukaryota; Metazoa; Chordata; Testudines; Emydidae
Product: 60S acidic ribosomal protein P2-like
Exons: 4
Coding region: 273-503 (76 amino acids)
Biological process (GO): cytoplasmic translational elongation
Cellular component (GO): cytosolic large ribosomal subunit
Molecular function (GO): structural constituent of ribosome
Source: RefSeq, a predicted model, not a curated record